AUGGCUCCAGUGACUUCCAGGGUUGAAUAUAGUCCUGAUAAGAGGACUAGAAUUUAUAUGAAGUACAAAAUGGGAAUUUCUCAGCGGCGUAUCGCAUUUGAAGAAAGAGUGUCACCAGGUGAUGAGUCUACAAUUGCUCGUGGUGAUGGCGAAAAGCAGGAGUGGGUUUUAUGCCCAAAAGGACAACGAUUAGAUAUUCAAUAUGUACAGCCAAAAGGUAAGCCCUCACGUCAUUCUCAGAUGUUCUGGGGUGCAAUUUCCUUUUCCUCUCGAUCGUCUUUAUGGCCGCUUCAUGGAGACCCUACAUCUGCUCGCGGAGGUUCGGGUUCUAUAUUUGUUCAAGAUAACGCACCUACACAUAAAGCUCGAAUUGUUCAGAAUUGGCUGCGUGAAUGGGCCGAACAGAAUGGGGUUACUUUAGUGGAUUUGCCUCCUUAUUCACCUGAUCUUAAUCCAAUUGAGAACAUAUGGAAACUGCUUAAGGAAGAAAUCUGUAAAAGAUUUCCGGAACUAUCACUAUUACCUCAGAAUAAUCAGUCAUUAAAUAAGUUAUGCGAAGCAGCUGUGGAAGUCUGGGAGGAUUUCCAUCAGGACCUCAUAAAUAAGCUAGUCUUAUCAAUGCCCCGAAGACUUCAAGCUGUAGUAGAUGCAAACGGCUGGUACACAAAAUAUUAA
Molecule: messenger RNA, 675 nt
Organism: Magnusiomyces paraingens
Lineage: Eukaryota; Fungi; Ascomycota; Dipodascomycetes; Dipodascales; Dipodascaceae
Exons: 4
Coding region: 1-675 (224 amino acids)
Molecular function (GO): nucleic acid binding
Source: RefSeq, a predicted model, not a curated record